GGCUAGCGAGUCUCUUAGUCUUGGGCCCCGUGGGAGUUGUAGUUCUUUUCCUCUAGACGUUUGCGUCGGCGGGGCGCCUGGCGUGCCGGGGGAACUACACUUCCCAGUGUGCCCCGAGGGCCGUACCUCGCGCGAUUUGGAUCUGGCGUGCGACCCGAAUUCUUGGGCACCCGCCUUGGGGGCAGGGAGGGGACGAAUGGGUCCUUGGGAUUGAGAGUGGGUCAGGGUCGAGGGUGACCGGGAGCUGGGAACUGUUCUCAAAGGCUGGUGUCUGUUCUCUAGAUCACUCCCAGACGGAGGGGGCCAAGCUCGGAGUUGUGUCCUGCUGUCACUGGUCGUUUUUGACUACCCGGCUCCAACAUGGAGUUCUCGGGAAUGCCAAACGUCCGGCGGGUUUGGACCGGCUCUUGCGUCACGCGGCCUGGGCCUUGCGCGGUAGGGCAGGCGUGACGUGUAGGCGCCCGUGUGGCAUCCCGUUCCGCUGCCUUCUUGCUCAUCCCGCGUGUCCACGUGGCCCGGCGGAGAUGUCGGAUGCUGGGGGCCACUGUCCCAGCUUAGGCUCUGCUCCUACCCCUCCCUGACCCCGAGCCCCCAGCUCUUCUGUGACCAGUCGAGGUGACCUCUUGCUUCCCUGAGCCGAAACCUCGUCCUCCUUUGUGCAGUAUUCUCUAGCUGAAGCUUUUCCCGGAUGGGUAGGUGCUUACCUGAAUUAAUGAUACAUUAUUCCUCACUGUACGGUUAAGAACAACGGACUGAAAGCAGAAAUUCCUACGAGACACCGUACUAAAAACUAGUGUUAAACUGGGUGGCCAGCAUCGAAACGUUCAACCUUUUAGUGAUGAGGAUGCAUCGAUUGAAACAAUGAGCCAUUGCAGUGGUUACAGCGAUCCUUCCAGUUUUGCUGAAGAUGGACCAGAGGUCCUGGAUGAGGAAGGAACUCAAGAAGACUUAGAGUACAAGUUGAAGGGAUUGAUUGACCUAACCCUGGAUAAGAGUGCGAAGACAAGGCAGGCAGCUCUUGAAGGUAUUAAAAAUGCACUGGCUUCAAGGAUGCUUUAUGAGUUUAUUCUGGAAAGAAGAAUGACUUUAACUGAUAGCAUUGAACGCUGUCUGAAGAAAGGUAAAAGUGAUGAGCAGCGUGCAGCUGCAGCCUUGGCGUCUGUUCUUUGUAUUCAGUUGGGUCCUGGAAUUGAAAGUGAAGAGGUCUUAAAGACUCUCGGACCCGUCCUGAAGAAGAUCAUUUGUGAUGGAACAGCUAGUAUCCAGGCUAGGCAAACUUGUGCAACUUGCUUUGGUGUUUGCUGUUUUAUUGCCACAGAUGACAUCACUGAGCUGUAUUCAACUUUGCAGUGUUUGGAAAAUAUCUUCACCAAGUCUUAUCUCAAAGAGAAGGACUCUAAUGUAAUUUGCAGCACCCCUAACACAGCCCUUCACAUCAGCUCGCUUCUCGCGUGGACGUUGUUACUGACCAUAUGCCCACUCAGUGAAGUCAAGAAAAAGCUCGAGAUGCAUGUCCAUAAACUUCCAAGCCUCCUCUCUUCUGAUGAUGUAAACAUGAGAAUCGCUGCGGGUGAAUCUCUGGCGCUUCUGUUUGAAUUGGCCAGAGGAAUGGAGAGUGACUUUUUUUAUGAAGACAUGGAGUCUUUGACUCAGAUGUUGAGGGCUUUGGCUACAGAUGGAAAUAAACACCGGGCCAAAGUCGAUAAGAGGAAGCAGCGGUCGGUGUUCAGAGACAUCCUGAGGGCGGUGGAGGAACGGGAUUUUCCAACAGAAACUGUUAAAUUUGGUCCUGAACGCAUGUAUAUUGAUUGCUGGGUGAAAAAACGUACUUAUGACACAUUUAAGGAGAUUCUUGGAUCAGGGAUGCAGUACCACUUGCAGUCAAAUGAAUUCCUUCGCAAUGUGUUUGAACUUGGACCCCCAGUGAUGCUUGAUGCUGCAACACUUAAAACAAUGAAGAUUUCUCGUUUCGAAAGGCAUUUAUACAAUUCUGCAGCCUUCAAAGCUCGAACAAAAGCUCGAAGCAAAUGUCGAGAUAAAAGAGCAGAUGUUGGAGAAUUCUUCUAGAUUUUUAGCAUUUGAAGACCUGUAAAUACCCCCCUCCCCUUUUUGUAAUUUCUAAUGUAUUUACUCUAGAGACAGUUUUUAUCUUGGGCCAACAGCUUUUGUAGUAGGGGUUAUAUUUAAUGUAUAGUAUUGCAAAUGGUGAGUUCUGAUUAUUGAAUAUUCUGUAUAUAUAAUCAGUAAACUUGAAUGAAGUGUUUGUAAUGUUUGGUCAUUUUCUAUUUAUGAAGAGAGCAAAAAUAUGGUAUUUCACUUGAUUUCAUGACAAAAAACUAUUAGCCAAGGUUAAACUUCUUAUGGUGUGGUUGUCAGAAAAAUUGAUUAGAAUGGUAUAGAUAACUUAAGAUCUUAGCCAAAUGAGUUCCAGAUAUAAUUUUGGGAGCUAGUUCUUCUGGAAAAGCUACUAUUAUUUUCUGUUUUAAAUGGAACCUAAUAAUUUUGUCACUGGGAUCAUCAAAGGGAAUUAUAUCAUGAGGCCUUUCAGUCCAUCUGUUGGGAGUUAGGAUGAACUAGUAUCUGCCAGAAAGGUUGCUGACCUUGACCUCUGAGGGCAAUAACACUAACUUCACUUGCUGUGUAAGACCUUGUGCUCUUUUUUUUGAAAUAAAGAUCUUUUCACACCGAAA
Sus scrofa (pig) is the source of this 2690-nucleotide messenger RNA. The record is from RefSeq and is a predicted model, not a curated record. Lineage: Eukaryota; Metazoa; Chordata; Mammalia; Artiodactyla; Suidae.